AUGUUGGUCUCCAAGUCGAACCGCAUUGCAGUGUACUCGUACCUGUUCAAAGAAGGGGUGAUGGUCGCCAAGAAGGACUUUGCGCUGCCCAAGCACGAGGCCGUCGAUGUGCCCAACCUGCAGGUGAUCAAGCUCAUGCAGUCGCUCAAGUCGCGUGGCUACGUGAAAGAGACGUUCAACUGGCAGUGGUUCUACUGGUACCUCACGAACGAAGGCAUUGAGUACCUGCGCUCGUACUUGCACCUGCCUGCGGAGAUUGUGCCGGCGACGCUCAAGAAGCAGGCGGCGCGUUUGACGCAGCCGCAAGGCCCGUCGUCGGGCGGCUUUGGCCGUGGCAACCGCUUUGACAAGGACAAGGGCAUGGGCCCGUCGGGCGACUUCAACCCGGAAUUCCGCCGUGGUGGCCAGGACGGACCUCGUCGUGGAGGGCCCGACGGCUACCGUCGCGAGGCGUCGAACUAA
Hyaloperonospora brassicae is the source of this 462-nucleotide messenger RNA. NCBI's taxonomy places the organism in Eukaryota, Oomycota, Peronosporomycetes, Peronosporales, Peronosporaceae. The record is from the annotation of a GenBank genome assembly.